This is a messenger RNA of Epinephelus fuscoguttatus (brown-marbled grouper), 1604 nucleotides long. RefSeq lists its product as uncharacterized. NCBI's taxonomy places the organism in Eukaryota, Metazoa, Chordata, Actinopteri, Perciformes, Serranidae. The transcript is spliced from 8 exons. The coding region runs from base 1 to 1464 and encodes 487 amino acids. The record is from RefSeq and is a predicted model, not a curated record.
AUGGAGAACAACACCUACCUUUUUAGCAGCUUGCCCUACAAUCGGGAAUCAGCCCUCCUCAUGACAGCAGGUGUUGAAGUAGACCCCAACAUGUGUGCAGGACUUCUCCUGGGGUCCCUCUUCCUGGGGCUCAUCAGCUACAUCUGGGCCUUCUGGUCGCAGCGCAGCAGGCUCAAAGCUUUUAAGGAAGCCUUCAUCUUGACCUUCUCAGCCCAGCAGGGGAGACUCAGGGGUGUUCAAAACAUCCACAACUUGCUUCUCACUCUGCUCUUUAUUGAUAUUAUGAAUGCAAUCACAGUAGUCAUUUUGGUGACUGGGUUCCUGGGGUCCACCUGCAACUCUGGAAUGUGUGACACAUCUCCUUCCCAUCGAGUCAGGUUGUCGAAUGUUGGCCCUCUCCUUUUCAAUCGCUGUGUGAAGUUGCUGGAUGUUGACCUGGAACACACUGUCGCACAGGUGAACCUGAGCAUCCCAAAUGCUCAGUGGGUGACAUGUGGCUACGCAUACUACAUCCAGGAGUACAUCCUUUUCACUGACUUGAAGCUGAGCUGGAUGAAAGCCCAGAGCUACUGCAGAGCGGUGCACACUGACCUGGCCACUGUAUCUAAUGAUGAGGACAUCAGCAGGAUCAACGACAUGAACUAUAACAUGUCCUUCUGGAUCGGUCUGUACGAUGACGUCAACAGCUGGAGAUGGUCUCUGUUGAACGAACAUUUCUACACAGAAGAGGGGCAGGACUACAGGCAGUGGCAGGAAGGUCAGCCAGACAACGCAGGAGCGGUCGAGCGCUGCGUCUCCAUGAUGGAAGACGGCUUCUGGAGGGACAACGACUGUGUGCAAGUCAAGAUGCCUCUCAUCUGUUUCAGAGACGAUACAGACGAUCAGUAUGUGCUGGUGACCGAGGAGCAGAGUUGGUUCGAGGCUCAGAGCUACUGCAGGCAGUACCACACAGAUCUGGUCAGUGUGAGGAGUCAGAGUGAGAACCAGGAGGUGCUGAGCAGACUGCAGGGCAACCAAACUGUGCAGGAGGCCUGGAUCGGCCUGCACAGAGACGCCUGGAAGUGGUCGGACGGCAGCCGCUCCCUGUUCAGACAGUGGUGGGACCUUCAGCCCGAUAAUGAGAACAGCUCCCAAGCGUGUGUUGCCAUGCAAAGCGGGAGAUGGGACGACUGGAACUGUGACACCAAAUUUAACUUCCUCUGCCAAAAUAUAACCGUAGUGACUAUGACUCCGCUGCCUGAACCCACCACCAUCAACCCAGCUGGGCAGAGAAGGACCACAGUGAAGAUGAAGUUAAUGACUGACUCUGACCUCACAGAUCCAACCAUCAGACAGAAAGUCUUGCAGCAGUUUGAGGCAGCUCUGAACUUUCAAGGCUUCACUGAUAUCAAGUUGCACUGGAGGACUAUAAAGUCAGAGCCACAACCAACGGAGGCAGAUGUUUGUGGAGAGGAUAUAAAGUAAAACCUCACUGACACUUUUAACCCUCACAUCAAACUAGUGGGAGGACUUGAGCACGACAUUUGGAGGAUAAUUCCUAAACAAUCUGCAAUUGUUGUUUUGUUGAUUUGUUUGAAGUAUCUACCUCAAAAAAUUCCCUGAAA